AUGGAAGAGCAACUGUGUUUCACAACGCACUCUACUUGUACUGUAUCGUCUUUGAACGGAGCUAAACAGACAGAUUUGAAGCAAUGUGGCACGGAAUUUAGAAAUGGAGCAGUACGAGUAGGCUCGUCGCAUCUGUUCGUCGCCCAACGUCGAAAGGCAUUGAUAAAUGUGUACAAGAUCAACGGGAGUGGAUCCAGAGAAUCGGUGGAGCAGAGGCUGGCGCUUCCUGAGCCUGUGAGCUGCCUAGAAGUGGUUCAGGACGUCCAGAAACCAGACGCACCAUAUCUGCUCUUAGCAUCGACUGCAACGGGGAAGCUGCUUAUAUGGGAACUUCUGUCUGGCCAGCUAUUGACCGUGAAGGCAAUGGCGCACUAUCAGCCGAUCACGAAGAUUCAAUCGGUGGUUAAUGGUAAAUAUGUGAUCACAUCCGGUGGGGAUGCCAGACUGAUGAUCUGGCAAACUGUUGACCUGGUCACACAGCAGGAUCCAAAACCGAUUUUCACGCUGCAUGACCAUACGCUUGGAAUCACAGAUUUUUGCACAUCCAACGCAUUUUCUAAAACGCAUCUGUCUGGCAAAUUGUUCACAGCUUCUCACGAUAUGACCGUUAGAUGCUACGAUUUGAAUUUGGACGUUUGGCCUCAACCGCAGCUUCUGGCAACUUUCACAUUCCCAGGACCUCUAGAAUGCAUUGCUUUGGACCCUGCUGACAGAGCAUGUUACGUAGGAGGGCCGCUGGGUGUGUACCAAGUGAACUUUUACUAUCCCAUCAGCUCGAACCAGAUUCUCAAUCUGUUGAGCGCGGAGGGAAAUGCAAUUAUAUCGUGUGUGGAUUGCCAGCCUGAUAGAAACCUACGUGAACUAUAUUCGAUGGGCCAGAUUGAGUGUCCUAAAAUUUCGGACGCCAGCGGAACGCUAUUGGCACUUUCCAUGGAUGGGAGCUCUUUAGUUGUGGGUGACACUUUGGGCAAGUGUAGCGUUAUUGACGUGUACUCGAAACAAACAAUGAAGGAAAUUCAAUCGAUUGUUGUUAAUGAGACUUGUGGCGAAGUCAGCAGCUUGAUAUUGAACGUUGUCAAUCAGGACACGUCCGAUAGUCUUAUUAGCACCGACAAGUCGAAUGCCGAGUUCAAGUUUCCAAACCUUCAAAAAAGCGUAUCCAAUCGUGACGGGCUACAAGACAUUUACUAUCAAAUUCCAGCCCAAAGGCAACCUGCUGUUGCUCCGGUAGAUGACUUCGAUGCGUAUCUCGACCAAGUGGCCUCGGAGGAGAGUGCAUUCAUGCAAUUGGGAAGCGUUGUUUCCACUGUGAAAGUUGUGGAUCAAGUGAAAUCAGAGCUUAAAGCAACGACCGGAGACGUAGAUACUGCAGAAAACGCAUCACCCAAUUCUGAGCACAACGAAGAAGUUCUAGAGCUGCGAGCCAAUGUGGCCGAGAUUACCGAUGCGUACAAGGAGCUGCGAGAGAUGUACGACAAGCUGCUACAAGAGCACCAGGCCUUGUCAUCAUCUGCAAGAUCCUAG
This is a messenger RNA of Lachancea sp. 'fantastica', 1524 nucleotides long. NCBI's taxonomy places the organism in Eukaryota, Fungi, Ascomycota, Saccharomycetes, Saccharomycetales, Saccharomycetaceae. The record is from the annotation of a GenBank genome assembly.